Dryobates pubescens (Downy woodpecker) is the source of this 3998-nucleotide messenger RNA. Its product is annotated as contactin-6. The transcript is spliced from 24 exons. Gene Ontology annotation, biological process: cell-cell adhesion; brain development. Lineage: Eukaryota; Metazoa; Chordata; Aves; Piciformes; Picidae. The record is from RefSeq and is a predicted model, not a curated record. Gene Ontology annotation, molecular function: cell-cell adhesion mediator activity. Bases 822 to 3908 code for a protein of 1028 amino acids.
AGGCAGUGCUGGGAUGUAAUCCCACUGCCGACCUGCAUCCUAUGAGCUUAAUCUGCUGGAGCUCAGGCAAAAGCGACCGCGGGACCCAGGACUGAACGAAAAUCAUUUCCCUCCUUGUUCCAAACCUAACUAGCGAGUACUGACCCAGUUUUCAAGAGGAGAGGCUUCUGAUUACCUGACAGGAGCUCACAUUUGCACGUAAAGAGAAAGCAAGAGCACAUUUAAUCUUUCAUGCUCCUCGUAAGGCAGCUGCGCUUUCGCUCGCUCAGCCUCCUCCAAGGAUGAGCCACGGCAGAGCCGCUUUCUGCACGCUCAAGAUGUGCAGAUAGGGAGCCUGCAGAAACUGUAGUAGCUGUUUGCUCGCUUGCAGCCCUAAUUGUGUGGGUCCUAGCAGGAGUACAGCAGGCAAGCAGUGUAUUUCACGCUUAAUACCAGUGAAGAGCCAACCAAUGCUCAGUGGAUAAAAGGCUUGUAGUCCCAGCUGGGAAAAUAGUUCCAUUAUCUCCCAGCUGCAUAGACCUUCCAUACGGCUCCGUUCUGCCUCGAUGAGCACUGUGGCUUGCUGAGAGCUCCAAACAGUUCUGCAGAAAAUUGUAAAGAUCCUCAGACAUUUCACUGUUCAGAGCUGUCACAGAAGCACAGAACAGUGGGACUGGAAAGGACCUCUGGAGAUCAUCUAGUUCAAUUCCCCCCCUGCUAAAGCAGAGUCAUCUAUAUGAGCUUGUACAAGACCACAUCCAGAGCAUCAAGGUAGUCACAGGAAGACACACUUUACUUUCCACUGAUUGGAUGGGAGGAAUUUUUGACCUUGGAAAGUGGAGAUGGUGUUGCUAUGGAAACUAAUAAGUCUGCUGCCAUUCAUGAGCUGCGGCACAGGGGAAGAAACCCUUCAUGGUCCUAUUUUUAUUCAAGAGCCAUAUGAUGUCACUUAUUCCAUGGGCUCAGCAAAGCCAGAAGUCCUACUGAACUGCACAGCUAAAGGAUAUCCACUCCCAUACUACAGGUGGAAGCAAAAUGGCACAGAUAUUGAUCUUACCAUGAGUUAUCACUACAGGUUGGUUGGAGGCAGCUUGGCAAUCAAUAACCCACAUAAAAAACAGGAUAUUGGAACAUACCAGUGUUUGGCCACAAAUUCAUUUGGAACAAUUCUGAGCAGGAAGGCAAAGCUUCAAUUUGCAUAUCUUGAAAACUUUGAAACAAAACCAAGAAGCACAGUGUCAGUCAGAGAAGGACAAGGAGUGGUUCUUCUCUGUGGUCCUCCCCCACAUCAUGGAGGCUUGUCCUACCUCUGGAUCUUCAACAACAGCACCUUGCACGUUCAGGAGGACAGCCGCCGCUUUGUCUCACAGGAGACAGGGAACCUGUACAUUGCCAAAGUAGAGCCAUCCGAUGUGGGCAACUACACCUGUGUGGUCACCAACCCCAAAGCAGAGCAAACUGUCUGGGGCCCACCAACUCCCCUCACUCUCCGCAGGGAUGGUGUGAUGGGGGAGUAUGAGCCCAAGAUUGAAGUUCGUUUGCCAGAAGCGACUUACGCAGUGAAGGGCUCCUCCGUCAAACUGGAAUGCUUUGCCCUUGGGAAUCCUGUCCCUAGUAUUAGCUGGAAGAGGUCUGAUGGAAGCUCCUUGCCAAAGAAAAUUGAAGCCAACAAAACCCAAGGAGUUCUCGAGAUCCCAGAUAUCCAGCAAGAAGAUGAAGGCUCUUAUGAGUGCAUUGCAGGAAACAUUCGAGGUAGAAACACUGCAAGAGGUCAAUUAUUUGUCUAUGCCCUCCCUGAGUGGGAUAAAAAAAUCCAAAAUGCCUUUCUGUCUCUCUAUGACAGUUUAGUUUGGGAGUGUAAGGCAAAAGGAAAACCAAGCCCUUCCUACAGCUGGUUAAAAAAUGGCCAGCCCCUCAUGUCAGAGGAAAGAAUCCAAAUAGCAAAUGGAACUCUUAUCAUACCUGUGCUGAACAUGUCAGACUCUGGCCUCUAUCAGUGUGUGGCAGAAAACAAGUACGACACUAUUUAUGCCAACGCCGAGCUGAGGGUGAUAGCUGCAGCACCAGAUUUUUCCAAGAAUCCUGUGAAAAAGAUCUCUGUCGUUCAAGUUGGAGGUGAAGUUACAAUUGGUUGUAAACCAAGUGCCUCUCCCAGGGCAGUCAUUAACUGGAGAAAGGGCUCCGAGGCUCUGCGCCAGAACAAAAGGGUCAUGUUGCUAGAGGAUGGCAGUCUCAGGCUCUACAACAUCACCAAAGCAGAUGCAGGGGUGUACACUUGCACAGCAACAAAUCAGUUUGGAGCUGCCAGAAAUUCUGGGAACCUGAUUGUAAAAGAAAGGACUGUGAUUACUGUCCCACCUUCUAAUAUGGAUGCAACAGUUGGAGAAAGCAUAGUCCUUCCCUGCCAGGUGGCUCAUGACCCCUCUGUUGAUGUGGGGUUCACAUGGUGGUUCAAUGGCAAUCGAAUUGAUUUGACCAGAGGAAUACAUCAUUUUGAAUGCAUCGGAAGGGACUCUGUUGGGGAUUUGAUGAUAAGAAAUAUUCAGCUGCAUCAUUCGGGGAAGUACGUGUGCACAGUACAAACAACUUUAGACAGCCAAUCUGCAGCAGCAGAUGUAAUUGUCAGAGGCCCCCCAGGUCCGCCAGAAGACGUUAAAGUUGAACAUGUUUCUAGCACUACUGUUGUGCUGUCCUGGAAGCCUGGAGUAGAUAACAACAGUCCAGUGCAGAUCUACAGUGUGCAGGUGAGGACUCCAUUCUCAGUUGGAUGGCAAGCAGUUGCAACAGCUCCUGAAGUCAUUAAUGGUAGGACUCACAAGGCAACAGUGGUUGACCUAAGCCCUUGGGUUGAGUAUGAGUUUCGGGUGGUGGCCAGCAACAGCGUGGGAAUUGGGGAGCCGAGCAGGCCUUCAGCUCUACUGAAAACUAAGGCAGCAGUUCCUGUCGUGGCACCUACAAACAUCAGUGGAGGAGGAGGGACCCGUUCUGAGCUGGUCAUCACCUGGGAGCCAGUUCCAGAAGAGCUACAAAAUGGGGAAGGUUUUGGCUACAUCAUCGUGUUUCGCCCCCUUGGCUCAACCAGCUGGACAAAAGCAGUGGUGGCUUCGGUGGAAGCAAGCAAAUAUGUUUACAGGAACGAAAGCAUUACACCUCUCUCUCCUUUUGAAGUGAAAGUUGGUGUCUACAACAACGAAGGAGAAGGAACCCUGAGCUCCAUAUCCAUUGUCUACUCAGGAGAAGAUGAGCCACAGAUAGCACCGGCAGGAGCCUCGGCGCUGAGCAUUUCCGCGGCGGAGGUGGAGGUCUCCUGGCAGCCCAUCGCGUGGAACAGGCACACGGGCAGGGUGCUGGGCUACGAGGUUUUGUAUUGGACUGAUGAUCCCAAGGAAAGCACAGCUGGUAAAGCCAGAGUCAGUGGGAAUGUAACAGCCAAGAACAUCACAGGGCUGAAAGCGAACACAGUGUAUUUCGCGACGGUUCGGGCUUACAACACGGCGGGGCCAGGGCCGUCCAGCACCCCGGUGAAUGUCACCACGAAAAAAUCACCACCAAGCCAACCCCCAGCAAACAUUGCCUGGAAGCUGACAAAUUCCAAGAUCUGCCUCAACUGGGAGCAUGUGAAAACAAUGGAGAAUGAAUCAGAGGUGCUAGGCUACAAAAUUUUGUACAGACAAAACAGACACAGCAAAGCACACAUCCUGGAGACAAACAACACUUCAGCUGAACUUCUGGUACCGUUUGAAGAGGAUUAUCUUAUAGAAAUAAGAACAGUCAGCGAUGGUGGCGAUGGCAGCAGCAGUGAGGAAAUUAGGAUCCCCAAAAUAUCAAGCUUAAGCUCGGGAGCAAUAAAGUUGUGCCAAAGGAUAAAGCAUCUAUUCACAUCUGGGAUCCUGCUGUUGAGUUCUGCUCUCAUAUACCCUGUUCCCUGAUGACUAAAGCAAUGCCCAGCCACAGACUUUUAGAGUGAAACCACGGGCAGAGUUUAUCUUCAUGCUUCACCAACGUCCCUGCUGAAGAAA